Molecule: messenger RNA, 4437 nt
Organism: Penicillium subrubescens
Lineage: Eukaryota; Fungi; Ascomycota; Eurotiomycetes; Eurotiales; Aspergillaceae
Gene: pex6
Product: AAA family ATPase peroxin 6
Exons: 3
Coding region: 1-4437 (1478 amino acids)
Biological process (GO): protein import into peroxisome matrix
Cellular component (GO): peroxisomal membrane; cytosol
Molecular function (GO): ATP binding; ATP hydrolysis activity
Source: RefSeq, a predicted model, not a curated record
AUGGACUUCGAUCAUUACGGCCAGAGCCCCCAGCAGCCUCGACAGCGCCGGAAACGUGUCGCUAAGAGGCGCCUUCGUAAUAAGCCUCCGGUCGCUGCUCGUCUGGCGCUGGAUGCUCAGCUUCGUGGCAAUGUCGGCCUCUUAUCGGAGGACUUGGCCAAGGACCUCUUUCCGCAGCAGUCGCUUCAGGAUGUCGCGACGCAUGACGGUGUUCACUAUGUAGCCGUUUCCCCGCAUUCCCCGACCUUUUCCUCGGUGGAGGACCAGGCAUGGACCAUUCUGCCUGUGCGAAUUCACAGCUCAGAGCGCUCUCAAACACCAAUCUCACAUUCGACCGUUUUGUUCCCCGAUUCCGCCGAUACCCUGCAACCAUUCCUCCAGGCGCUCGGAAAGCUCGACGCUUCCCGGAAUUCACUGCAGACUCACCGGGCGGUGGAGAUCCGGCUCCUCGAUGUCGCCCCGCUGCAUCUGGAUACGGUCUUUGUGACCGUUGAGCGCCAUCUACUGCGCAACCACGAUGACGUGCAGAACAAGUUUGGCGGUGGAUUCCCAUCAAAUGUUCACGGGCCCAAUGGAGUGUGGUCAAAGGCUGGCAAGACUGCUGACACGAGAAGGCCUUCGAAAAAGGCAGCGGCAGACGCCGAGCAGCGACUAACUGCAGCCGUGCGUGAGGCCUUGGCCGCACAACGACUCGUCCAUGUCGGUGACGUUCUUCCGCUUCCUCUUCCACCACAUCCCAUUACCUACGCGCCCGCACCACCAGCUCGAAUUUCUUUCUGCGAACCAGUUUCACAAGGACUUUUGGGACCGACGACAAAGGUGGUCCUUGUCCAGGCUCGUCCGCAGCAGGGUAACCGGGUACCGCAAUCACUCCCACCGCGACCCGUGCUUCUGAAACAAGUGGCUGAAGAUGAAGCCGACGAUACCUCCAACGAACAGUUCUACUCUGCGGCCGAAGACAAGGCCGGGGAGACUGAAGUUGACGCAACUUCUGCGGCCGAAGAAUCCGAGACCGAAGGAUCAGUGGGUUCAAUGAGCGAGGACUCUGAUGAUUCCCUGGAAGAUAUGAUUUCUCUUUCCGCGCCGGAGCUUCCUCAGCCUCCUUCCGGCGUUAUGUCUUCUAUGACUUCCGCCACGCCUCGAGCUGGCGGCCGACGGAUGGAUGGGAUUCAUACUCCAGGCUCAGUCGCCUCGAACUUCACAUCGGCAACUAUGCGACCUGGUCGCGGAGGUGGGAAAGUGUUCAAGGUUGAAGGACUUUUGCAACAAGUCCCCAAUGAGGUCCUCCAUCCCCGCCCACGCGAUGACGAAGAUGUGGACUCUUUCAUCUUUGUCGACAUCAGCACACUUGCCAAGAUCGGUUGCUUCUCAGGCGACUGGGUUCGCAUCGAAGCUACUGAAGAGCCUCAGCUCGGAAUGUUCGCCUCGCUGAAGUUCGGUAGUUUCAAUAAUGAUGCUGCUGAAGAGGCUGGAGAUUGGCGGCCUGUCAAGGUCUUUGGCCUGCCCGGGCUUCCAUCCGCCAAGCCCCGGUACGCAAUCAACCACUCUGGCGCUCGGCGAUCAAGCUUCUCCCAGUUGGCCCCGACGCGAUUGACCCCUUCCGUUUUCGUGCCUCCAUUGCUUCUGAGCAACAUCGAGAACCCCAAGUACCUCCGUAUAUCGCCAAUGACUUUUGCAGCCGCCAACGGCGUGUCAAAGCCUGGCCUGUUGCACCACAUGAAGAAUAUCGCCGUGAAGAACCCUCCCCUGGCGAAGGAAGUCACACUGCUCAAGGUCUCCACGCCGCUGUCGAUGGACCGAGUCCUCCAGCCAGCUCUCUUUGCCGGGCUCAAGCAGUACUUUGAGUCCCGCCGAAGAAUCUUGAAGAGCGGUGAUCUUGUCGGUAUCAGUGUCGACGAGGGACUGGGCCGAGCGGUCUUCUCUGGUACCGCUGGAGGUGACGGCGCAAACCAAGAGGACGAUAUCACUUCUCGGUUAGGAUUGGGAUCCAAGCCGGAGAAUUCGGAGGCUCGCAAGGUCGGUGUUGCCUGGUUCCGUGUCGGCAAAGUGGCUCCUACCAGUGUCGAGGAAGUGGAGGAGACAGGCGAGGAUCAAUGGGGUGGCGUGGCAGUCAUCGACCCUAGCAGCACUCGCAUGGUUCAGGCCGGUAGUGAUGUUAGUCGCGUGCCCGGUAUUUUGGGUAACGGCUGGGAAUACUGGCUCGGCGUCAAGACAAUCCCUAAGGCCGUGGGUGAUGCGCCAGCACCCCAUGGCAUCGUCACAGAACCUCCAAAGUCGUUUACUGUCCCCUUGCAACAGCGUAUCCGCGACUUGAUGGCCGCAGCCACCAGUCCACGGGCCAUCCAGCUGGGUAUGAAGCCCGUCGUUAUUCUUCUGAAAUCACAACAGCGACACAUUGGCAAGGCAACUGUCGCGACACGCGCCUGUACAGAUAUCGGCCUCCACACGUUCCCCAUUGAUGCCUAUGAUAUCCUCACAGAAGGUGGCGCAAACGGUGGCGACGUCAAAACCGAAGCUUAUCUCAAAGCCCGUGCGGAGAGGGCCUUCCACUGCGGUGCGAACUGCACUGCCCUGCUGAUCAAGCACAUUGAAGUUUUGACGGCAGACCGUAUUGUGACUGCCAUGAAUGAUAUUCUCGGUGAAGCUCGGGUGGUUAUUGCGACGACCACCGAUGUUGAACAGAUCCCCGAGGGAAUUCGCAGCCUUUUCACCCACGAGUUCGAGAUGGGAGCCCCCGAGGAGAAGGAGCGUGAGGGUAUCCUGCGGAAUGUGGUUGCAGAGCGUGGCAUCAAGCUGUCGGCCGACGUUGAGCUGGGAACUGUUGCGCUCAAGACCGCUGCUUUGGUUGCGGGAGAUCUGGUUGACGUGGUGGAACGCGCUGCGACUGCCAGGACUGCCCGUCUCGAGAAACUCGCAGAGACUGCCAGCAAGCAGCUGUCAGGGUUUGAAGUUUGCGUGAGGGACGUUCUGAUUGCCGGCGGAGACGGUGCUCGGGGUGUCACCAAAGCCGACUUUGAUUUCGCUGUCGAGGCUGCUCGCAAGAACUUUGCCGACUCGAUUGGCGCACCCAAGAUUCCCAACGUUGGCUGGGAUGAUGUUGGUGGAUUGACCAACGUCAAGGACGCUCUCAUCGAGACUAUUCAACUACCCCUUGAACGCCCGGAGCUGUUUGCCAAGGGCAUGAAGAAGCGCAGCGGUAUUCUGUUCUAUGGACCUCCCGGAACUGGCAAGACGCUACUUGCCAAAGCCAUUGCCACCGAGUUCUCCCUCAACUUCUUCUCUGUCAAGGGUCCCGAAUUGCUCAACAUGUAUAUUGGUGAAUCCGAAGCGAACGUGCGCAGAGUCUUCCAGCGUGCUCGCGAUGCCCGGCCUUGCGUUGUGUUCUUCGACGAGCUGGAUUCCGUGGCGCCCAAGCGUGGUAACCAGGGAGACAGCGGCGGUGUCAUGGAUCGCAUUGUCAGUCAGCUGCUUGCCGAGCUGGAUGGUAUGAACGGCGGAGAGGAGAACAGCGGAGGCGUCUUUGUGAUUGGCGCAACCAAUCGUCCGGAUCUGCUGGAUUCAGCACUACUGCGUCCGGGUCGUUUUGACAAGAUGCUCUACUUGGGUGUCUCAGAUACGCACAGGAAGCAGGCGACCAUUUUGGAGGCGCUUACCCGCAAAUUUGCUCUCAACCCUGACGUGUCUCUUGACCGGGUGGCAGAGCAACUUCCUUUGACAUAUACCGGUGCUGAUUUAUAUGCGCUUUGCUCCGAUGCUAUGCUGAAGGCUAUUACACGGAAAUCCACCGCGGUAGAUGAGAAGAUCAAACAGCUUCCUGGUGGUCCGGUGACCACGGCAUACUUCUUUGAUCAUCUGGCUACGCCAGAGGACGUGUCGGUGACGGUGACGGAGGAAGACUUCCUCUCCGCACAAGGGGAACUCGUCCCUAGUGUUAGUGCCAAGGAACUGGAGCAUUUCGAACGGAUCCGCCAAACAUUCGAGUCCGUGGACAAGAAGCAGGAGAAUGGAAAUGCCGGCUCGCAGACAAUUGCUGAAGCAAUGGAAGCGUUCAACCUGGGUGCCACAUCACCAUCACCCGUGGGAACACCCACAAGCAAUGGAGACGCCUCCUUAGUCGGCAGUCUUCAUGGCCGCAUCAAGGGCUUGAAGCAGUGGCCUGGCGGUAUUGUCCGCAGCGCCAGUGGUCAAUCCACGACAAGCAGUAAGGGCAAGGGCAAGGGCGUCGCUGGGAAGAAGGGCAAAGGAUCACCUGCUGGUGGUGAUUCUGAUGCCUCCCUGGAGGGUGAUGAUGAAGAGAUGGUCGAUGGUCGAGUGGAGGACGAGGAUGAGGAGGACGAGGAUGAGGAGGACGAGGAUGAGGAUGAGGAGGACGAGGAUGAGGAGGACUAUAUCGUUCGCACUGAACACCUUGCUAAUCCCAUGGAAGAGGUUGAGUAG